GAGGACGGGGGUGUGUGGUGGUGUUGGUGAUGGCACAUCGUGUCAAUGGAGGUGUGGUACCUGCCAAGUCUGCCGAACUCAUCAUCAACCGCCUCUCAGAGAACACAACGCUCAUCAUGACCAGCCUUAAAAAAGCACGAGCUCAUCUCACGGCCGUCGACGGCAUCCUCCCCGAUUUGCGAUGGGAAUGAAUGUAUGUAUGUACAUACGCAUGUACGUGUGUCCGUGUACCCCCUACAUACCUCCCCUAUCCUAUCGUGGGCGUCUUCACAUGACUCUCCAAACAAUCCUCUCCCACGUGGCACAAACAGCAAAGACGCGCCAGCUCCCAGCAACAACAAGAAACCGAAAGAAAGGGAAAAGACGCCCUCCCGGCCGCAAGUCAGCCCAUCUCGGGACCGGACCAGCCAUGCCCGGGGGCAGGCAAGGCCAGACAAGACACAAGACAGACAGCCGGACCGGCCGAGAACAAACAACAAGCCCGACGACCGUCGGCACCACCGCCCUCCCCGCCUUCCCCAGCCCGCCCCAUCCAUCCCGCCCGCCCAGGCGCCUCGUCUUUGUUCCAAUCUUAAGUCGUCGAGUCGAAUCGAGGGAGAGCAAGCAACCCGAGUACGACGGGCGAGGAAAGGGAUAACUAAGCCCCUCCGUUGUAGAUCUGGAGAGGGAGAGAUGACGCGGGAGGGAUGGUGUUGGUCGGCAGCUCGGUACCUAUUGAAGCCGGUCCCCGGAUCUCCACAAUUCCUCAGUUCAGUUCAUCGUGGGCAGAGACUCGAACUUCUGUUCAGACAAACAUCGCAAGGGUGGUUAGGUUGGGUGGUUGGUACAUGGACAGAGCGCACUUUCGGAACCUCCCAAGAAAACGGCUCGCCAUCAUGUCACUCAAGGAAUGUCAAGUGUUUUUAAAUAACGUUUUGGAUUGUUUUGGCUGUCUUUUUGAUGACUUUUUGAAAUUUUUAGCUUUGCGACGAUGACGUCCAAGCAGACAGGCAGC
Molecule: messenger RNA, 994 nt
Organism: Chaetomium fimeti
Lineage: Eukaryota; Fungi; Ascomycota; Sordariomycetes; Sordariales; Chaetomiaceae
Exons: 4
Coding region: 196-906 (236 amino acids)
Source: RefSeq, a predicted model, not a curated record